Molecule: messenger RNA, 1393 nt
Organism: Odontomachus brunneus
Lineage: Eukaryota; Metazoa; Arthropoda; Insecta; Hymenoptera; Formicidae
Product: vitellogenin receptor-like
Exons: 6
Coding region: 616-1182 (188 amino acids)
Source: RefSeq, a predicted model, not a curated record
AGAAAAUUUAAAUAUACAAUACAAUCUCAAGCUGUUAGCAUAAUAUUUGCCUCAUCCAAAAGUUCCGCAGCUUGUGUAUACCGAAAGUGUGAAGGCUCCAAUCAAACAAAUUUUAGAGAACUAAAUUGCUGUAUCUUCGUCUUUGAAUUCAGAAGCUUAAGAAUAUCGGAAAAAAUUUGCACAAAGAUUUUUAUAUAUGCGUGGGUAAGUUUCCCGAUAAACAAAGCAAUAUAUAGUAAUGUUCUAUAUAUACAAGAACUGCAUAAAAGAUAGCGUAAUUGCAUUAGUGACGACCGUCUCUGCAUCGUCUGCCUUUAUACGUUGACCACAAUAUACGUACGUAUUAACCAAUAUUUAUUAUACUUUUAGACGAACAUAUUUAUUGUUUUAGACACGGAAGAUAGCCAACAUAUCAUCAUAGUUGCGGAUGGUACAUUUGUAAAUUAUUACCAUAAUUGGUUUGGCAAGCCAAAAAUAGCAACCAGCGUUACCCUAUCAAACAUUACCGCGAUUACUUAUGAUUCACUGUCCGGUACUAUACUCGCAAGCAAUGCCCUUACGAAUAAUAUCUUCCGCUACGACCCGAUCAACAACAAAAUUAAGAAUCUCAUAGCCAUGAAGAUUGAAUCGUUGGGAGGAAUGGCGUUCGAUUAUGUUGGUAAUAAUUUGUAUUUGACAAAUAUAGAAGAAAACACUAUUGAGGUACAUAGCUUAACGACAAAGACGAAGAAGAUCUUUUAUUUCGAGGAUCAACCUUAUAAUAUCGCUUUGACACCUGAAGAAGGCAUAAUGUUCGUAGUGUUCAAAGUAAAGGAUAAAUAUCGUAUAGAUAAAAUGCAAAUGGAUGGAACGGGUAUGAAAUCGCUGUUUGUAGAGAGCAAGUUGCUAAAAGGUCCAAGGAUAUCAUUGUACUAUCAUACGGACGAAAAAAAAAUUUAUUGGGCUGAUCAGGGCACUUACAGUAUCCAAAGCGCCUUGUUGACAGGUUUUGAUUAUCAGAUCCUCCGCACCAGCUUGAACGAACCUAUGAGCCUUACCAUUGCAGGAGAAUAUAUUUUCUGGACACAACGCCGUUUGACUAAACUAUUUUGGGCGAACAAAAACAAUAUUCAGAAAAAAUAUGGGGAGAAAAACUUCGCAGAAGUUUGUGAGUUUACAAAGAAACAGAAAUUUCUCAUUUGAUAACGGCACACAGAAAUAUAGACGGCUAUCGUAUAAACUGUGGAAACUGUUCACACGUGUGCUUACCUUCGUCUGCAAAUUCAUACCUCUGCGCUUGCCCACCUGAGAUGACGUUAAGCGCGGACAACCACACGUGCAUUUUGCAGUACACAUGCUCCUCCAGCGAAAUUAAAUGCAGUGAACAUGACAUCUGCAUAAAGUGGUACCAGUG